Alnus glutinosa is the source of this 1553-nucleotide messenger RNA. Its product is annotated as reticulon-like protein B17. The coding region runs from base 138 to 1436 and encodes 432 amino acids. The transcript is spliced from 8 exons. The record is from RefSeq and is a predicted model, not a curated record. NCBI's taxonomy places the organism in Eukaryota, Viridiplantae, Streptophyta, Magnoliopsida, Fagales, Betulaceae.
CUGUCCAAAACCCUCUUUGAAAAUUCUCUCUUCAAUCAAAACCCAAAACAAAGCUUUCUCUUCUUUUAGAGAACCCAGAAAUCUUUUCUUCUCUUAUUUUCAUAGUCUGAUCACGUAAACUCUUAUUUUCAUCAUCAAUGGAUUCAACGCCGCCUUCUCAUCGAUGGUCUCGAAUAAAAUCGGCCUCUCGUCUCGGAAGAAUUGGAGAUCUCAAUGUCGAAAGUGAAGAGUCUCCCAAUCUCUCCCUUGAUCUCGUCCCAUCGCCAACACCCAAGAAGACCCCAUCACCAUCCAAAUUGUCUGUAAGAACUCCCAAUUCUCUUCCCCUUCAAGAGCUCUUGCUUCUUUCAGGUUCUCCACUACGAAAAUCCAGGACCCGUCUCGACAUGGGUGAGGAGCCGGUGGAUCCCGCAGGUUCUCGCCGGCGGCCGUGCAAAAGUAGGACAACUCAAAUGGGUCUACUGGGUUGUGCCUCGCCGAGGAAUGCUCGAAGGUCCAGGAGGCGAUCAGAGCUUGAGAUUCGAGAAGAGAAGGAAUUGGGAUUGGUGGAAGAGAUUGGAAAGCUAAGGAAAAGGAGGCAUAGUGGGCGGUCGAAGAAGGAGAAGCUGAGUUUAGUUCCUUCUAUGCCUUCCUCAGCUUCAUCUCCAAAAACCGAAGAUGAAGAUGGAGGCAAUCUUGAUAGAAUUGGGCAGCUUAUAACUGAUUUGAUUAUGUGGAGAGAUGUUGCCAAGUCAAGCCUUUGGUUCGGCUUUGGAACUCUUUGUAUCUUGUCUUCAUGCUUUACUAGUGGAAUCAACUUUAGCAUUUUCUCGGCGAUAUCCCAACUGGGACUUUUGAUUUUGGGUGCAUCAUUCUUCUCGAAUUCAAUCAGUCAGAGAAACAAUAUCGAAAAGAAGCGCGAUCUUAAGCUUAAAGAAGAUGACAUUUUUCGUCUUGCUAAAGCGAUACUUCCAGCUACAAAUCUUGCAAUUUCAAAGACAAGAGAGAUCUUCUCAGGAGAGCCAUCCAUGACUCUCAAAGUAGCUCCAUUCCUAGUUUUAGGAGCUGAGUAUGGGCACCUUAUAACACUAUGGAGGCUCUGCGCAAUUGGAUUUUUUAUCAGCUUCACUAUCCCAAAACUGUAUUCAUGCUACUCCAGUCAGAUAAACCAAAAAGUUGAGUGCUUGAAAUGGUGGGCGUUGGAAGCAUGGGGUGCUUGCUCUCACAAGAAGAUUGUGGCUGCAUCAGCUGUCACAGCCUUUUGGAAUCUGUCAACUCUAAAAACCCGUAUUUUCACAGCAUUUAUAUGUCUGGUUAUACUUCGAUACUGCCGACAGCAUCUAGCACCGAAAUUGGAAGAAGAAGGUGAAGCAGAAGAAGGGGGGGAACAAGGGCAGCAACAGCAGCAGCAGGCAUUGGUUGUGGUGGGACAAGGUUGCCCAAAAAUAGUAGCUUGAUUCACCUUACAGCAAUAUGUUUGUUCAUUACUACAAGAGUCAGCUAAUACUUGAUGCUGAACGAUAAAAAGUGGCUCAUCCGUGUAAUAAUAAAAGGCUUGAAUUUAUUCUUUCUUA